Cottoperca gobio is the source of this 1273-nucleotide messenger RNA. Its product is annotated as motile sperm domain-containing protein 1-like. Bases 240 to 974 code for a protein of 244 amino acids. Gene Ontology annotation, cellular component: cytoplasm. The transcript is spliced from 6 exons. NCBI's taxonomy places the organism in Eukaryota, Metazoa, Chordata, Actinopteri, Perciformes, Bovichtidae. The record is from RefSeq and is a predicted model, not a curated record.
GGGACCUGUGGGAAGCAACAGCUGGCUGAGGAAGUGUGUUGAGCCGGAGGUGAGUGCGGACAGAAACGCGUGAUUGUGCAGAAUAAAGUCCGCUCUGCUCGUCUUCACUGACACUUUAUCAGCUUCUGGACGUGUCCAGCAGCUGAUGCAGGUGGCGAUGCUGUGACAUCACACGGCCAAGCGUCCAAUGACAGCGCUCGGCUCAUGGCUGCGCGUGGGACACCACACAGGGCGGACCAAUGAGGAGAAAGGACAGCCGUGAAGGACAGGGCGGGGCGGAGCAGGGGGGGGGGAGAGAGGACCGGGGGCAGGAGGUGGUGAGACGGGCGGGAGGUGAGACGGGCGACGUGUCUCCGCUGCCUGUCUUCCUGUUCCCGUCUGAGCUGCUGUUUUACUGCGAGCAGAGGAGCUCCCACAGGAGAGUGCUGACUCUGUACAACCCCUACAGCUUCAGCCUCUGCUUCAAGAUGAUGUGCACGGCCCCCUCCCUCUACAGGGUGGUGGAGGCAGAGGGCAGCGUCCGAGCUAAGUCCUGCGUGGACCUGGUGGUGCGUCACCUGGACGUCGCCCCCCGCCACCGCGGCCGCAGAGACCGGUUCCGCCUGGAGGUGCGAGGAGGAGGUCGGGCGGGAGGACGGGAAAUCUGGGCCGAGCUGAGGGGGGGCGAGGAGGAGGGGGGAAGGGAGGAGGAGGGGGGAGGGGGGGAGGAGAGGAAGAGGAGGGGAGCAGAAGGCCAGCAGAGGGCGCUGUCUCCUCUGCUGGUGCACACACACCUGCCGACCUGCACAGCUGUGCGCAGUGUGUCUCAGUGGGUGGUGUGUGCGGUGCUGGCGGUGCUGUGUGUCGCAGUGUUGAUGCUCCCCCUCCACACUGACAGCGGCUCUGUGGUUCCACGCUGCCUGCACGUCUCCACCAAUCAGAAGCUGGUCUGCGCCUACACACUGGGUCUUCUCACCAUGGUGUUUCUACGGUAACCAGUGACAUCAGACCGCCACCAUGGACCCUUGUGACCUUUGACCUCCACGUUGUCCAUCACACACACGGACACACACACACACACACACUGGGAGCUGCAGCAGGAGAUGAAACUUUAUUUAAAACGCACACACAGUCCAACCCGCGGCUGGAGGCCUUGAGGAGGGACGCGCGGACGUUCUUUUGUUUCUCAUUUCACUUCUGCUUCUUUGUUGUGACAUCAUCUCCAGAAAAGUUUGGUCUUUCAAGUCAAAUCUGAAAAUAAAUUAAAAGAUUCCUUUGAAUCACUUUAUUCUUU